Molecule: messenger RNA, 1193 nt
Organism: Thermothielavioides terrestris NRRL 8126
Lineage: Eukaryota; Fungi; Ascomycota; Sordariomycetes; Sordariales; Chaetomiaceae
Exons: 4
Coding region: 332-1003 (223 amino acids)
Biological process (GO): mitochondrial respiratory chain complex I assembly; mitochondrial electron transport, NADH to ubiquinone
Cellular component (GO): membrane
Molecular function (GO): 4 iron, 4 sulfur cluster binding; NADH dehydrogenase activity
Source: RefSeq, a predicted model, not a curated record
CCCAAAGCUCCAGGACCAAAAGAGCCGACGUCAAGUUGCGACCACUGUGUCGGAGUCGGACGGAGCUCAGAAAGUCGCCUCCCACAUCUCCACUCUCCCUCUUUGUCCCGACUGGAUGCAAGCUCGGCCUGGCCGACUCAAUUGAGUCUGCAGCAGCCAUCCAACUCGAAUCCUGCGGUUGUCCGAGUCUCUGCGCCAAAUUCGGCUUGCGCGAAAACUGGUGCAACCCGCUCUGCUGCGAAUCCCGAACACAGCGAUUUGCCGUAACCUCGACCCCUCUGUCCCUCAACCCCCGCCGUUCCUGCGAUCGAUCGCCGCCGUUCCCCUCACAAUGCUCGCCAGCUCAGCCGUCUCGAUGGCCUCGCGCCAGAUGCCGCUCGUGCGCGUGCCGUCGACGCUCCUCCGCACCCUUCCCUCGCAGGUGCUGGUCGCAAGGAGAGGUUACGCGACGCCGGCCGGUCCGCCGCCCAAGAACUUCCGACUCAAGCCGCCAGCGUCGUGGGACCAGGAGAAGGAGAGCACGUUCGACAAGGUCGGGAAGUACUUCCUCAUGACGGAGAUGCUGCGGGGCAUGUACGUCCUGCUGGAGCAGUUCUUCAGGCCGCCCUACACGAUUUACUACCCAUUUGAGAAGGGCCCGAUUUCUCCCCGCUUCCGCGGAGAGCACGCCCUGCGCCGGUACCCCUCGGGAGAAGAGAGAUGCAUCGCUUGCAAGCUGUGCGAGGCUAUCUGCCCCGCGCAGGCCAUUACGAUCGAGGCCGAGGAGCGUGCCGACGGCUCCAGGCGGACGACUCGCUACGAUAUUGACAUGACCAAGUGCAUCUACUGCGGCUUCUGCCAGGAGUCAUGUCCAGUCGAUGCCAUCGUCGAGUCCCCCAACGCCGAGUAUGCUACCGAGACCCGCGAGGAGCUGCUCUACAACAAGGAGAAACUCCUGGCCAAUGGCGACAAGUGGGAACCCGAGCUGGCCGCGGCCAUCCGCGCCGAUGCUCCCUACCGAUGAGGAAUUGCGGGUGCUGGAAGCAGAGAGAGGAAUGGGGGAUUUGUCGGGAAGGCCAGGGACUGUCAUGGACAUAUUUUGUAGAAGCACUGUAAAUACCUCUGUCUGCGAGACUAGAAAAGCAAUCCUCUUCUUUGUCGCAGCCGACUGAACUGCAAUUCUGAACCGAGUUAUUCCAGCCCCUGGAACUCAG